UUGGCGAAGUUCCAUUGAAAUGACAUACCCUCUCCUACUACGAGCACUGCCCUAUGGGCAUUUAUUAAAUGGAUAUAAUUCAUACUGAAGCUGAAUUUUGUUUUCUCUAUCUCAUUUGAUUUGAUUUAGGGGAAUCUGAUGCCAUCGAAGGAGGAGGUAAUGACGGUCAUGCGGAACUUGGUUGGGGUUCAUAAUUACAUGGCACCCCCGCAGCAAACGUUGAGGAUAAUGAUCCAUCACCUAACCAAGAAAUUUGAGGAACCAAUGAAGAUGUCUGUCGAAAUUAUCGCGGAGCACACCGGCAGAGCCAUAGAGAAAUACGCCUCUCAGGAAAUCGGAUCCUUCCCCAACUUGAAGCAAGAAGUGCUGAUCCUGGUGAUGGAGAAAUUAAAACAGAAUGAGCUGAGCUGCAAGGAACUCCUCGUGACGUACAUCGAAGCGGAGCGGGCCUUCAUGAACGAUAAGCAUCCUAAUAUGAAGCAGGAUGAUUCAUAUAGUUUCGUUCGGAUCAGUGGAACAGGAGAAGGAAAAGCUAAUGGAGAAAAAAUGAAUCCGAGAAGUUCCCCGAUACCUCCACCAAAGGUACCAAAGGGAACACAGAAGAUCCACCAAGGCUUCCUGAGCCUCCCAGGUGAAUCUGCCUUCAGGAGGAGGAGGAAACAGGCCUGGUUCACCCUCACACCUUCUCAACUCACCGCCUUCGAAGACGAUCAGGAAGACAAGGAGCUGCUACGACUCAACAAUGAAGAGAUCCGAAUUGUAGUGAGGAACGAAAUGAGAAGGAGUCGCAAGUUCACCAUCUCCAGCAUCGAUGGCAGAUCCCUGGGGAGGGGAUACGCAAAGGAAAUCGAAGUUACAUACGAUGGGAAGGACGGGAAAGAAGCUGGUGAACAAUGGGAAUCAAAGUUCCGAGAAGCAGGAAUCCAGAUCGAGAACUUGGGGAGUUCCGUCUCCCUUAUCUUUCUCCGCACCUACCAUAGUAAGGAACCACUUGACCCUUUCUAUUUGCGCAUGAAGUUCUAUGAUGAUCGGGCCGACAACGACAACACGCUUCAACGCAGGUCACUGAUUCGACAGUGGUCGAUGACUCGACCCAGAAAAGUCGUCUUUGAAAAGGAUUUGAAGAAAGACGGCGAUGACUUCAUCGAAAAGAUCCUCCGAUACAUGAGAAUCGUGAGGGAGACCAUCCGAGAUCUCACGCCCAAGUACAUCAUCCUCAAGUUGAUCAACAUGCUGGUAAAAUACAUAGAGGAGGAGCUCGUGGCUGAAAUCCAAGAAAGGAAUGACAUCGACAAGCUGAUGGAGCCAGGAGGAGACGAGGAGAUGAAGAAGAAGCACCUCUUGAGUCUGUACGAGGCGACGCAGGAGGCCGUGAAGAUCAUCAACAGUUUUACCCUCUCCAAUGCUCCUUCCUCCGCCUCCGCUUGA
Darwinula stevensoni is the source of this 1428-nucleotide messenger RNA. NCBI's taxonomy places the organism in Eukaryota, Metazoa, Arthropoda, Ostracoda, Podocopida, Darwinulidae. The record is from the annotation of a GenBank genome assembly.